UAGAUACGUGCCAACAUGUUGGUGGUUAAGACUAUAAGAAGCAUUAACUGCAGUUAUAUCCACAUCUCUCACCCUCCUGCGACACGUAAGUCGCCUAGGUCGAAUGCAUAUUAGGUUCAGCAGCUCCAUCUGCCAACUUGUCUUUUUUUCAACACCUUAGGUAGGUAUGGCUUUACUAGCUCCCCAGUGACGACGACAACCACCCACGCACGCCCGCGUUGACGCCAGACAUCGCCAUGCCGCCUCCAGUCGCGCCGGAGCGCGCGGCCGCGAUCAUGCUCUCGUGGAAGUCGCUCGCGCUGGUCUCGUGCCGGAAACUCCAGACGCUGUGGGCCGGGUACGGCUACAUAUACGAGGUCACGGCGCGGGCGACGAGCGACGACGUCGCCGCGGAGCUGCGGGCGGUGUACCGCGUCGACGGGGCCGCCCGCACGGGGCAGCCGCCGGGGCUGUUUCCGCUGAUCCUCAAGUUCGUCACGGCCCCGCCCGCGCGGGCUGGCUCGGAGGACGAGGGCCACCUCCGGAAGCUGCUGAGCUACGACGUCGAGCAGUGCUUCUACCACUCUGUGGCUCCACACCUGGAGGGCGCGGCCGCCGUGGCACACUGCGUCCUUACGACGGCCGAGGCGCGAGAGAAGCCGGGCGCUGAGCUUUUGAAAGGCGUGACAGCGACAAUUUUAACAGACCUGAGACCUUGCUACCCGGUAGCCGGCGGCAAGAGGUCGGAACUGAACAAGUACCAGAUCUACGCGGCGCUAGACUGGUUGGCCAGCUUCCACAGGAGCUCCCGAAAAUUGAUACCGGAGCAGCUCGACGAUUACGUCCGGCCGCCCCUUGAGGAGGCAGCGAGAAGACAGAGCAGUCGUAGCUACGGAACGAAGCUGUGGCUGAAUGGAGGCUACACCUAUCUCGCCACUCGGCGGAAGGAAUACGCAGAUCUUGCCGACGAUGACGAGUCGGAGUGGUCUGCGCCGCUGUGCGCGCCGGUCGGCCCCGACGGCAAGUCUAUCGCCGAACUGGUGGCCGACUUUCUGACGCCGCGCGGCCGGAAAUACGAGACCCUCAUCCACGGCGACGUCAAGUCCGAGAACCUAUUCACCACACAGUCGGGUCGCAGGGUCGCAUUCUUCGAUUUCCAAUACGUCGGUAUCGGGCUUGGCGUCUGCGACCUAGCCAAGCUGUUUACCUGCUCCGUACCCCUCGGCCUUCUUAUCGAUGCCGGGGCCGAGAUGGCGGAUGAGCUCGGCAUGAACGCGGCCGAGAAGGCGCUAUUAGAACACUAUCGCUCGGGGCUGCUUGUAGACUCCGACGGCUCCUCAAGGCCGCUCGACGAGUAUGACUGGGAUGUCUUUGUUCGUCAUUGGGAAACCGCGCUCGUCGACUGGCUGAGGUUUCAGGCCUCGUGGGGGUUCUGGGGCAAUACGGAGUGGCUCGAGGCCAGGGUGAGGUCGAUCACGAAAGACAGGCAAUGGAGAGAUUGGCUGCAGGAGAAUUGUCAGAAGUCGCAGGAACCAACUCGUGCGUGAAAGACAACCGAAGAGAAGGAAACCCUCCGCCGUCAACACAUGCCCUCGCAAGCACGAUAAAUUGUCGUUGGACAAUGCGGGCGCUCAUCUAGUUCUGUCUGCAACAGAAGCUCACGUUCAACCCGACCAAUAUUUCUUAGUGUUUCACAUCAUUUCGGUAGUUGGAGAAACCGGAUUGGCGCGGGAUUCUGUGAGAAUAUUGCUCCCCUGAGUGUCGUAGUUGGUGGGUAGGAUUGCCUUCAACAUGUGGCAGAAAUGGCGCAACAGACAUAGCCAACCCGGUAGCACAACAUUAUUAACAGGACCUCGUGGGGCGCUUUCAUACUACGAGAGGUAUUCGUCUUGUCGUUGGUUACCGUCACUAAUAUCCAAAGCGUAACGAGAAGUAAGAUUUGGUGAAUAUGGCCGACUUUACUCGGCUUAAAACGCUCGUCCACGUUUCUUAGCCACGAGGCACACGCUUUGCUACGUAUCGCUGUAUUGAAAUUUCUAUAGCCA
Messenger RNA from Durotheca rogersii, 2024 nucleotides. Its product is annotated as Ecdysteroid kinase-domain-containing protein. The transcript is spliced from 2 exons. The record is from RefSeq and is a predicted model, not a curated record. Lineage: Eukaryota; Fungi; Ascomycota; Sordariomycetes; Xylariales; Xylariaceae. The coding region runs from base 237 to 1526 and encodes 429 amino acids.